This is a messenger RNA of Armigeres subalbatus, 684 nucleotides long. RefSeq lists its product as uncharacterized. The coding region runs from base 45 to 677 and encodes 210 amino acids. Lineage: Eukaryota; Metazoa; Arthropoda; Insecta; Diptera; Culicidae. The transcript has 2 exons. The record is from RefSeq and is a predicted model, not a curated record.
UUCAUUUUUGUUUUCAUCUGAAAACCGAUCGCACAUCGAGUCCAAUGGUUGUUCUCGUUUCCGAUAUGGAAUCGCUCCAACAGCAGCACCAGCACCAUUUAUCGGGAAGUGAGGUUGCCGGUACACGCACCGGAGAUGCUAGUGCUCCUAUCACAACGAUCACCACGACGACCAGCACCACCAGCUCCACCGCCGCAGUGCUACUUAUUGCCGACCUGAGUUCAAUUCGCAUAAAAGGCGACGAAUUGUCGCGGUCUGCUUCAUCUCCUUUGAUGAGCAGCCGAUCGAAGGAAAUACCCGGCCUGGACAGCCAACGGUCUACCCACUGUCCGGUGGUACGGGAGGGUCCCGCGCUGGGUUGCAAUUUCUGCUGGAACACAAGGAGGAUACUGCGACGGAAAACCAAGUACCACUGUCCCGAGUGCCAGACGAACUUGUGCAUUGCGCCCUGCUUCCAGGAGUAUCACGAACGCCAAUCGGCGGAGAACUCUGCCCCGACCAGCAACGACAGCGGAAGCGGCUGUGUGUAUGGUGUAGGUGGAUUGUACGCAAAAGUGGAUCUCCGAUUUGUUGAGAACCUUUACUUUUGCGGAAUUGUGUCAUUCUCUUUGUUGUUUUUGAUGGGUAAGAAUAGAACACACAUUCAGACAAUUGCUAGGAAGAAACAUUUUUUGUAACGCUGCC